Molecule: messenger RNA, 6320 nt
Organism: Pangasianodon hypophthalmus (striped catfish)
Lineage: Eukaryota; Metazoa; Chordata; Actinopteri; Siluriformes; Pangasiidae
Gene: exoc3l2a
Product: exocyst complex component 3-like 2a
Exons: 13
Coding region: 351-3203 (950 amino acids)
Biological process (GO): exocyst localization; exocytosis
Cellular component (GO): exocyst
Molecular function (GO): SNARE binding
Source: RefSeq, a predicted model, not a curated record
CUGAGUCUGUGUGUGCAUUAUGUAUGUGUGUGUAUUAUGUGUGUGUGUAUUGUGUGUGUAUGUGUGUGUGUGUUUGUUUAGGGAGGGUGCCUCUGUUUCCUCAGGAUAACACAUCAGCAUCUGGUAGCAAAUGAAGUGCCGGUGGCCGACAUUCCAUCAGACCUGUCUGGCAUCUCUGAAAAAGAAACACACACACACACUCACACACAUACACACACACACACACCCUCGCUGCUUCUGUGGACCCUCACACACUGGAAUGGCACAGCAGUGAAGCGCCUGUCCACUGGAGCUGAAGGACGAUCCCACGGCCAUUUUGUUUCCCAGUGUUGAACCCUUCUAGAGCCAACAUGCCCAUCCUGAAGAAGCUCCCAGGGAGGUCCAGGAGUAACCUCAGCAAUGGUGAUGUGAUGCUCAAGAAUAACCAUGACAACAGUGAAACAAUGCUACAGAGUAACCACGGCAACGGCGAGCUCAUCCUUCCGCCGUCCAGCCUCAACCCCUUCGACGACAUGGACCUAGACGUGGGUUGGAAUGAGGAAGAAAGCGGGGUAUGGGAGAGAGGGCGGGGCCUGACGAAGUUGUCACGUGAUGGCGAGGCACUGGAGAACGAGGUGAACGCGGAGCUGCAUGGAGGGCUGAAGAUCACGGACAGGUCAAAGGGCAGCUCUCCUCUGAGAGGGACUCUGGAGCGCAUUUGUGGCUCGUCACCGCUGAAGACGUUGGGAAAACUGAGCAAGGGGCUGCGCAUGACUGGACGAAACGUGUGGAGCAACACCUUGCCGGCCACGCCCACUACCGGGAAGGAGAAGAAGAAGAAGAAGAAUCAUAGGAGACCAUCUGAGGAGAUCAUGACCUUGCUGAGGCUGGCGGGGCGGAGGAAGAAGAGCGAGCGGAGGGAGAGUCUCCCCGAGGGGGAGGUGAAUGGUGAGGAUGACGAGGACGCUGACCGUCGACCCUCGUUCCUGCGCAGCCUGAGCAAACUCCGCGGAGACUCGCUCACCAGCCGCGACUCCCAGGAGGCCGAGCGGGAGAACCCAGAGGAAGAGACGCCCAUCAAACGCAGGGAGCCGCUCUCAGUCCUUGAAAUCCUGCAGCUGGUGAAUCAGAGAGACCUCCUGCUGGCCGACACCCACAUCCAAGAGCUGGAGAGAGAGUGUGAACUCGACCCCACCCUUUUGCAAACCCCGCCCACCACACCCAUUGCUACAACCCCUCCCCUUCCGUCCUCCCCUCUGUGGCUCCCCCUGCCAGGCCAGUGCGAUGACGAGACUCCAAGCGCCUGGGACGCGAGCCUGAGGAAAGUUAAAGAUGUUGAGUUGCUCUACGAGGCGCUGCAGAGAGAGAUGUGGGAUGUGGUGCGUGAGUCACUACGGCAACCAUGUGCCGGCCCCCAGCUCGGCCUAGUCGUGCUUGUGAUCCAGCAGGAGGAGCACGCUGACCGCGUCUGGGCCCUGCGUCAGGAGGCUCAGUCUGAGCUCCGUGAUGGGGCCCAGCCUGACCUGCAUGAGAAAGCCCAGUCAGACCUGCGUGAGAGGGCCCACUCUGACCAGCGCCAGGAGGCCCAGUCCAACCUGUUCGAGGGCGUCCGUUCCACCAAACGUCCCCGGAGGCUGAGGCAAAAGUGGGCAGAGGCAGUGGGAGAGGCUGCUGAUUGGUCACUGCCACAGCCUGGGGGUAUCACAGCAGGACAGAUGGGCACGUUCCUGGAUCGGCUAAGAGGCCGAGUGGUGGAAGACAUGGACGCGGCAAGGAGGAACGUGGUAGGAGUGUAUCCAAAGGAGUUCUCCGUGUUUCAGGUAUACAUGCAGAGCUACCACAGAGGCGUGGCCAAACGUCUCCGAGCCAUCACUGCAGGGCAAGUGCAGAUCACCGAUAUCUACUCACUGCUCGACUGGGUCUACAACAUCUACAACAGGGACGUGCUGGGCACGGUGGGUGCUAUGGGGUCUAUAGACUGUGGAACUCUCGAGCCACUGCUUCCUGCCGAGGUCAUGGACAGACUGGAACAGGAGUGUCUCGACACCGUCUGGGAUAAGGUAACUAUGGAGCUCUCUCAGGUUCUGGAGGAUGAGGAGAAGCGAUGGACUCAGACUUUACACAUUGAGGAGUACCAGUCCGGCCUUGCACGUUCAAUCAUACAGAGGCUGAAGGUGGACUUGGACAGAUCGACGGGUGUCAGUCAGCCUUUGGGAGCUCGAGUGGCCCGGUGCACUCUCAAAGGGUUAGCCGACUUCCUCCACAGUUUCCAGAGAAAGGUGGAGAUGUUCCACGAGACUCAGGCGGAGUUUGGGGAUCGAGCUGACGGUUACGUGUCCCGCACUAUCGCUCUGGCCAACUGCGUUCCUCCCUUCAGGAGCUUUGUGGAGCGCUGUAGGCAGUGUGACCCCCUCGGCAGUGAAGACUCCUCGCACAGAGCGCACUCAUCACUCGAACGCAUCAUCAACCAGUCUGUACGAGUUCUCAGCGACAGACUGUUCGAAAACAUUAGGCCCUUCUUUGAUAAACUGCUCAGAAAGAAAUGGCUGAACAACACAGAGGCGUAUGAGAGCAUCGAGGCCUCCAUCAAACAGCACUUUAAAAAGUUCCGCAGGAUGGACUGUCCUCCCUAUCAGACACUGGUGAAUGAGGUGCACAGGCGGGUCAUGGUGGAAUACGUUCGUUCCAUCAUGAGGGGGCGGGUCAUCUGCACAUCACUCAAAAUGAGGAAGAGGCUCGCAUUCCGGCUGCAGGACGAGGCCAGACAGCUUAAAGCACUUUUUAAAGACCUGGAGUCUACCUGUUCCUGGCUGGAUAAUGUGAUUGGUCACCUGGCUGACAUCAUCCUCCUGGAGGACACACCCUCUAUUCAGAUGGAGGUGGGAGUGCUGGUGAAGGAGUUCCCAGAUAUUCGGAGGAAGCAUGUCUCGGCUGUACUGAACGUCAGAGGGAUGGUCCAGCAAGCGGAACGUCAGGAGAUUCUCGCCGUUGUCCGGGACUUUGAGACCAGCGAUAGCCCCGCCCAUGUUUCCAGAGACCAUGCCUUGUUCUCUGAGAUUACCGUGGCAACAGACAUGCCCUGCCUGGGACUGGUUCUGAUCCGUUUUGGACUGAGAGUGUCAUCGUGGGUUUCGAGCGCCCGGCCUCGCAGGAGACGCCCCAAAAGGAGUGCGAGUCAGAGAGCAGAUGAUGCUAAUGAACACGUUACACAAGAGAACCAAUAACAUCUCACUAACCAGUCAGACAGUAGAUCAUAACCAGUCACACAAGUCAAGAAGUAACUAGUCACCAAGUCAGAAUGUUACAGAAAUUAACCAGUAAUCAGCCUAGAAAUAAAAACAUUACACAACAUAAUGCAUAGUUCAUCAACCAGUAACCAAUUCAUUUCCAAUCGCGUUCCAAUUGGAAGACAGCUGCUUGAGUAGGCAGCAUUUUCAGCUAGCACUUGGCAUUUGGAUGGUAGAUUUCCCUCAAGGUAGGUGUGAGAUGAGCUAAAAAUAUCAUUCGUGAAGGCAUUUCUCCAAAACAUAAUAUGUAUCAUGAUAUAUAGGCUCACAAACUGGCUCUUUAGAAUUUAGAAAUCGCACAGCCCUACUCCCAGAGUUCCUUAUUUUGGCCAAAUUUAAGGUGGGCAUGCAUCCUUCAUGCUUUAAAUAAUCCCAUAAUUCUGUUCACUGAACUUCUUUAAAAAGUUUCAACCUUCAAGGCAGACAAAACUGUUACAACACUCCAAAUGUAAGUGAAUUGUUUGUCUCAUAGCUAGCUAAAAAUCUGAUUUGUGUUUGUAGAUUGCCAAAAGUUGUUCCCUAGUUAUAUAUUACUAACUAAUUAAAGUAAAUCGACUUCAGCAUAAGGUGUUAGCCUGCUAGUUAACCUCAGUUAUCUUGUUUAGCAGAAAAAUAGCCGCAUCUCAGGAUCCAUCCUCAGGUACGCCAAUAAACUAGCGAGAAAUAGCAGAUAAACAAAUGUAGUGUACAGGCAGCAUGCUAAAAGUUGCCACAAAUGACACAAUGACACUGAAAUCUGUCCUGAACCUGAACAAGGUUUCUUUUUUGGUCGCUAAUAAGGCGCUUCUUCCAGAAUGGAGCAACCAAACAGAUUACACAUAUGUAACCAGUGUAUGAUUCGAGCGACGCAUUGAGUAGCUUAGCAAGUCAACAUGUCUACACAAGACACAAAUCAGCUCGUAUUGGUCAAAUCCAUGCGUUCCACAAGACAAGCACAGGAAGAAAUAGAAAAAUGUGACCCUCACAUUUCUUUGAGGCAUGAGGAUUCAAACAGGAAGUACUCUCCAUUAUUCACACAGCUAACAGGAAGUAGACUUAAUGACCGCCGAGUCAUCAGUCCCUCUGUCUGACACAGCUAAUGGUUCCUCCGGUGGAAACAGAGCCCUAUUCCAGUUCACUCGAAACAAUGGAGUGCGCUUGUGAAUAGACACAGGGUCUUGUCCCAUUUUAAUCUAACUUAUACUCAUGUGCAUUGUUAAAACUGCUGGAUAAAUAACCUAUAAAAAAGUAAUCGCUUACAAGAUAUCCUUAAUCCUUCUCAGAGAUAGGAUGUGUCAAAGGAAAAAGUGAUUUCCGGAUGAACUGGUUCACAAAUGUGUACAAAUCAGAUGGAAAACUUUUUUUAUUGGAGGAGUGUCUUUUUUCGUUAUAUAUAGACACGCUUGAGCAGUUACUGUCGAAAACAUUGUGGUUAUACAGUGUAUAGUUAGUGUUUAUCCUGAAUAGCUAGCUAGGCUAUCACACAAUCCCAUUAAUCAGUGACAGAUGGAAAGUGUGAAUAUGGGUCACUGCCAGGAUCGAACUUGUCUACUCGAGUUUUGAUUUGUUUGAUUGCCUAAACAAAUCAAAACUUGCAUAGCUAGUGCACUUAAGUUGGUUUUAGACUGUGCGAUUUUUGCUGUUUUUUAAGAUUAUUACUAGUCACACUAUAUGAAAUCACAAUAAAAUCUGGAGAUUAUACUAUGAAGUAUAAUGUUUAAAGAAAAUGACUACACUCUGCUUACGUCAUCAAUCAUUAUCGUAUCCGAAAAUCAGCUCGUGCAGAUAACGGGCUAGCUUAAACACAUAUAUUGUGGCCAGUAGCAUGUUCUGUUCACGUUUUUCACCAUCACUACUAUCGUGUUUUUUUUAGCUGUCCUGUGUGUUUGGUGUCUUCCUAUUGGUGGCUUUUAGACGAGCAUCGAAGCACCGCUCACACUCAGCGUGAGAAAUUUCCCACACUGCCAGAACUGUCAGCCAUCUUGGUUGGUUGCAGUGGCACGAAAACGCCCGCCGCUAACACGAGCACAUUGUGCGUUCUAAGACCGCUGAUCUCAACUUAUAAUUUUUGUCGUACAGUGUAAAGCUGGCUUUUGACACUAUUUUGCUGUCAACAAUCAUUUUCGGAGACUUGGCUAAAUCUUUUUUGAACGUGCGUAUCACACAGUCUGAGAGAAUAAACAGUGGCAACAGUGUCCUAAGUAUUCAUAUUCUUUCUCUUUUCUGAAGAUUUAACACAUAAAACUCAGGCAACUUGUGACAAUAUUGUCAUUUAGCUUUGGAUGUUCAUGUGUGCACCUUUACGAUGGGAUUUUCAGUAUCACAUUAAGAGAUUCGUGCAUUAGCGUGGAGUAAUGUUUAGCCUGGAGUGAAGGUGAAGAACCACAGGGACCAGUCAGACUGGAGCAGAAGUGAUUUGGUCUUACUAGAUCAUCUUCUGCUUUAUAAGGAUGUUAUAAAAAUCGGUAAUAAGGAAGGUGAUGGCUUCAUGAGUGAGAAAUCAGAGUAAACAGGAUGUAGUAAUGCUGUUUUUGAGAGCAAGUGUGUUUAGUAAAAGAGGUCGUAGUGCUCUCUAAGCUAGGCUUGGUUAGGUUCUGUGAGUGUUAGAGGUUCAGGUAUGAUCUUUCUUUCAAAUUUCAGUUAGAGUUUUAAUCUCCUUGUGAUUGUGCUUAAUGAUGCAACAACUCAUAAAUCAGAAAUACUGUGUGUCCAUUGCCAAGAAUCUUAAAGAAAGAUUUUUUAUAGUCUGUACUGAGGUGAAAAAAUUAAGUGUAUCAUAUACAUUCAAGCCUAAUUUUUAUGCACAAUGACUCUCCAUAGUCCAAAAGAAAGAGUUUUUUAUUAUUAAAGAAAUAUUUUCAGUAACUGUACUUAAUCAUAUUAGUAUGAGCAUCCUUCUCAAUAGCUGGUCUUGAACUGUAUCUAUUCAAUUAUUUGUGCAGUUUCUUUGUGAAAUUCUUGUGAAAUCAAUUGAAAGAUAUGAACUGAAGUGAUGUGAAACAUAAAUGGGAUUAUUCUAAUGUUAAAGAUUUUCAGUGGAAAUAAAAACCCAUUGACUGGGUAUCGAAACAAAAA